GCUGACAUGGAUGAGAGAAAGAAGACAGUCCAGAAAACUGAUCUUGCUUAUCGUAUUCAUCGCUCUUUUGUUGGAUAAUAUGCUCUUGACGGUGGUCGUGCCCAUUAUCCCCAGCUACCUUUACACAAUGGACGAUGAGGCACCUAUCGAGGACAGGAGUACCCCUACCACUAUGCCCUUUCCCCCUUCUAGCACAUUCCAGACCAUCGUGUCCCUGUAUGACAACUCUACAUAUGAGACCACUGGGGUCAGCCUGCUUUCCACUCUACAACCACCGGCACUGUCCACAUCCAUCGCCCCGACCAACGCCACCGGAUCAGACUGCCCCAAAGGAGACAAACAGCUCCUCGAUGAAAACGUGAAGGUCGGACUCCUCUUCGCCUCCAAAGCCACCGUGCAGCUCCUCACCAACCCUUUCAUCGGGCCCCUCACAAACAGAAUCGGUUACCAGAUCCCCAUGUUCGCUGGCUUCUGCAUCAUGUUUCUUUCCACCAUCAUGUUUGCAUUCUCAAAGAGCUACACUCUGCUGUUUCUGGCCAGAUCCAUGCAGGGAGUUGGGUCCUCAUGCUCCUCAGUGGCUGGAAUGGGAAUGCUGGCGAGUGUGUAUACUGAUGACGAGGAGAGGGGCAAUGCCAUAGGUGUAGCUCUUGGAGGAUUGGCCAUGGGGGUACUGGUGGGCCCUCCGUUUGGGAGCGUGAUGUACGAGUUUGUCGGGAAGACCGCUCCUUUCCUCAUCCUGGCUGUGCUAGCCGUGCUGGACGGAGCGUUACAGCUGUUUGUCCUGCAGCCCUCAAAGGUGGAGCCAGAGAGUCAGCAAGGCACUCCACUCCUCACACUCAUGAAGGACCCCUACAUUCUGAUCGCUGCAGGUUCCAUUUGUUUUGCUAAUAUGGCCAUUGCCAUGUUGGAGCCGGCUCUGCCUAUUUGGAUGAUGGAGACCAUGUGCCCAAGGAAAUGGCAACUCGGUGUCGCGUUCAUCCCUGCCAGUAUCUCGUACCUCAUAGGCACUCACAUCUUUGGUGUUAUGGCACACAAAAUGGGCAGAUGGCUCUGCGCUCUUAUUGGGAUGCUUCUAGUUGGGAUCAGUAUUCUUUGUGUGCCUUUGGCCAAAGACAUCUAUGGACUAAUUCUUCCAAACUUCGGAGUGGGAUUUGCCAUCGGGAUGGUGGACUCCUCUAUGAUGCCCAUCAUGGGGUACCUGGUAGACCUGCGCCAUGUCUCUGUUUAUGGGAGUGUGUAUGCCAUCGCUGAUGUGGCGUUCUGCAUGGGGUUUGCAUUAGGCCCCUCGGCUGGUGGAGCCAUCGCUCGGAGCAUCGGUUUCCCUGCUCUCAUGGUCAUAAUUGGGGUCAUCGACAUUCUUUUCGCCCCGCUCUGUUUCUUCCUCAGAAGUCCCCCUGCCAGAGAGGAAAAAAUGAACUUAAAGAAGAGUGAGGACUGAAAGUGCUGAAAAAGUCUCUAAAAAGCCAUUCUCAUGGACUCCAAUUGCUCGAUGAAGACACGCUCAUAUUCUAUGCAGGGCACAAGCUAUCAGAUGGGUGACGACUUCGAAACUGAGAGUGAUGAGUAGCCAGUCUUUGUCCAGCAUGCACAUGAUGACCUUCAAGAGUAUCUAUUUUGUUGUAUAAAAACUGAGAAAAAAAAGGAAGCCAAACAAAAUCACAAAGUUAAAAAUCUACGGGAAUGGGAAUGCCUGCGGGCUGUCACUGUCACUGUCACACAAAAGGGAAACAAGCAAAAGGCUUUCUUGUUCUUGCCCCAAACGGCUUACAAAAGAGCAAUUUGCAGGAAUCGCUGCUGUAGCCAACAGCCUUACCAAAACAGAAUGGAGGAUGAGGUGAAACAGGGUCUGAGUUUAAACAGGGUUUCCCUUAUAGGACGUUAAUGGUCAAUCAUUGACCCUGUGGAGGUCAUUAAAGGUCAAAAUAUGAUGGGCUCAUUCCAGUGACAGUAUUGACAGCUACUGAGUCUGAUUUGUAAGCCAAGGCACUUUAAUGCAGCUUGGGCUGGUGAGCUUCUUCUAUGAAAGCUGUCAAUUCAUGCAUUUAUAUGUGUUGGUUCGUAAUUGUUUUUUAAAUUACUUAUCUUCAAAAGUUUUUUGUAUGUUUUAUUCCCCAUUUAGGCUACAAUAGACAAUAGGUGUGUUUAUAAAUCUUCCUGAAGUCUGGCUUUUUUUUCAAAGAUUAGGUACAUAAUCCGUAUGAAAUUUCAAAGAUGAGAUUGUGGUGACUAUUCCAGAUGUUUACAUUUAGGCAUUUGCAGAUGUUUUAUCUGUUAGCGAUGGACAAUGGAGAUGAAGAAAUUAAUUAUCUUUUCAGUACCAGUAUAUCAGCCAAUUCAUAUAUGGAAAACAUUUCAAGAGUUAUGUAGUCAUGGAUGGAUUAUGAAACAGCCUUGGGUAUAACUAUUUGUAAGGGCUGCUUACUAAAUUAAGCCAUAGAGAGCAGUUGUUUCCCUUCAUAGUAGUCUAUGUGUAUUAUUUUUAAAACAGCACAAUCCCAAUCCAUGACAUGAGUUCAGAUCCUGACCUUCAUUGAUAAAAUGAAGUGGAUGAGUUUUAAGAAACUUGAGCAUUUUUUGACCAUUACACAUAGACUCAAACUUAAUUUCUUGUACAUAGAGACGGUAUAUUUUGGUAAAUUGUUUUACAUGUAUGGGGGAAGUGACAAAUGAGUCUGUUUAAAGCCAUAGAAUCAUGGCAUUUCUUUCUGUCUUAACUAAUUGUAGUGUCUGCAGUCUUGUAGCUGUGUUAAUCACUGUCCAAAUAUACAAUAUAAGAUAAACAACCACGCUACGUACAGUUGAGAAAGUAUACACCUGUAUGAUUGGAAUGCUAUUACAAAUGUAAUAAUGUAAAAUAUUGAUUCAAAUUUAGUGACAAAUUGACACAAACUUUCCUUCAUCCUUCCUUCAUAAGACAUAAGAUAAAUCACAUCAUAACCAUGUUGUGAAAAAUGAUAUCUGGUCAGCAGCAAUUAGCAGUGUGUGCUGAUUCAAUACAGUAUGUCAUGUUAUCAGUACCAGUGAUGGGACCAAACAUGUCUUACAGUAGAUUAAAUGAUGUUCAAGGAAGCCAUUGUCAUGUAUUGGAUACAGAACUCAGUUAGUUCUAUAAAUACAUGAAACAGGAAACUCUAUUUAGAAGGGAAGUUUGUGUCAGUAAAUAUUUUUGCUCAUUUUGUCCUCAACAUAUAGGCUAUACAACUCCCUUUGUUAUGAACUUAACACAUUUGCUCUAGAUAUUCAUUAUUAAAGGUGCUCUAAGCAAUGUUAUAUGGUCUCUAAGCUAAAACAUUUUUUUUUUGUCACAUACAGCAAACAUCACCUCACCAUCCGCUAGUUGCCUGUGCCCUGAAUAUAGCCUACUGUAAAAAAGCGAGCUACUGUAGCGAGCUACUGACAUUACCCAACAUCGCUUAGAGCACCUUUAACUGCCAUGAUGAUGGCAUUACAGAAUCAACUAUAGGGGUUGAACAAGAUACAUUUAAUGUGCCAAACUACCUUAACAUUUUGUGAAAAUGUUCUUGCCCUCUCUCGAAUCGGUGAAGGUACCAGUGAUAGACUAUUCUGUGACUAUUGAUAAAUGAAAAACAUUCCCACAUCACGUGAAUGUGUGGACACAGGUUGUAAACUUGAUAUGUUAUCUCGGUCCUAUUUGCUAGAUGGUAAUUGUGUGAUGCAGGUUCAGAGCAUUUGCAGUGUUCACCUAAACUCAAAUGGCUUUGUAAGUAAACCAGACCAGAUGGUGAGGGUCCACCUGUGCCUUAUAGAAAACUUAACCACUUAUCAGAUCUCUAGGUCUAAGGUUUCAAGUCAUGUAAAGUCAGUCUUCAUUCAGAACAACCUACUGUAGGCUCUAAUAUGUGUCAGUUAUUCAAACACCAUCUUUUACUCUCACUCUCUUUGCUAAGAAGUGUGAAGCAUACUUAGCAAUGGCAUUAUAGACUAGUCCUGUGCACCCGUUUUUGUAUCUGUUACAGACUACUGUAUCUGUCUACAUCUAUGACUUCAUCAGACCACACAUUGCUAUGGCAAAAGAUACUUGUGUGUUUAUGAACAACCUCACAGAAAAACUUGGUGUUGCACAAAGCUCAUACACUUCACUGAUGAGUUAAUGCUGUUUUAGUAAAGUCUAUCACAACACUAAGGCAAUGAGUACAAGUCAAAUUCUGACUUCUCCUUUAAAAAAAAAACAAUUUUGUGAUCUGUGUAGAUACCAAGUACUUUGUGUGUCUUAAGAGGUCUUACCCUUCAACAGAAGCACAUAUGAAUUUUUUCUUCAAAACAGCAGUUAGUGGUUAUUGUUACAUUUGUUCAAACUAAAUAAAAAUAUUUAUUUACGUAUUUGGUAGAGGAAGCAUAAUUAUCUGACAUGUCACUUUUCUGAAGUGAACUGUUUGGACCAUACACCUCACCUUCAACAGCCAUUGAGUCUGACCAAUGAUGGCAUUGUCAGAAAAGUUCAGUUUAAGUGUUUGAAAUAUGAUUGCAUAGUAUACAUAGAGGAGGUUUUCUGAACCUGACAUCCUGUCAACAGAUAAUAUGAAAAUAUAUUGUGGAAAUUGGUAUACAUAUAUAUUUUUUGUUAUAUGUUUUGUAUAUUCUAAGUGUGCGACAUGCACGAUGUGUAUGCGUGUGUGUGUUUGCUGGUGAUGGUGCGUGUGCCUUUAGACCCUUGUAUGUCUUCGGUUUAUGUGUGUCAAUUAUAUCAGAUAUAAACUAUUGUUACUGGUACAAACAAAUGUGGAUAUUUCCACCAGAUGAGCCUUUGGCAGUCUGUGGAAGGCCUCAGGCGUGUGAUGACUGUGAAUUCAGUGUCA
Molecule: messenger RNA, 4817 nt
Organism: Sardina pilchardus (European sardine)
Lineage: Eukaryota; Metazoa; Chordata; Actinopteri; Clupeiformes; Clupeidae
Gene: slc18a2
Product: solute carrier family 18 member 2
Exons: 16
Coding region: 11-1438 (475 amino acids)
Biological process (GO): xenobiotic transport; aminergic neurotransmitter loading into synaptic vesicle; transmembrane transport
Cellular component (GO): synaptic vesicle membrane; terminal bouton
Molecular function (GO): xenobiotic transmembrane transporter activity; serotonin:sodium:chloride symporter activity
Source: RefSeq, a predicted model, not a curated record